CACUAUCUGUGUAUUAUCAACAACAAGAAAACUAUAGAAAGUUAGAACUCCAAACGUUUUGACUAUUAAUGAUCUCUCUAACCGGAAACUACCCGGCAACUCUUUCCCGAUGUGACACUUCAACUGUACAAAUAUUUGUAGUAAUGUACAAAACUACCCUCUCGAGUUUCUGCUCCUAUCUCUAAAACACAAACCCAUAAUCUCAAGUUCGUGUUCUUCUCUUGUUCUGUCUCGCGAUCACGAAAAUGGGUCUAAGCCAAACCGCAACCGUACUUGUAGCUGUAUUCUCCUUGUGUCUAACCGGAGUCACGGCCCAGCUCGCCUACGUUCUAUGGUGGAAACGGCGGUUUCGUCGUCGGAGCAUCGCCGGAGGAUCGGAGCUCGACGUUUUUUCCUCCCGCGGCGGAGACCCGACGGCGACACCACCGCCGUCGAAGGAGCUUCUCUACUUCUUCCUCUUUUGCGUCGAAAAUAAACAGUUCCCGAUAGGAUCCGCCACAGCUCCACCGCUUCCCUCAGCAGAACCGCCGGCUGAUGACGCGGCGUCGAAGUGGUCAACCAGGGGAGAGACUUUACUCUGCGGUCCUUCCGAGACUCUCUUCACCAUCGCUGAAGACUCUACCAGCGAGACUGAUCAUCGGACGGCGGAUAUGGAGCCACGUGGAAGCGUAUCAGUGGACGAUCAUGUGAAAGACGACAAACUGGAAGAGGAUUUCGCCGCGACGGAUAAAAACGACGACGACGGAACAAGUACACCGCCGUUUUCUACUCCGUGUGCUUCGCCGCCGUUUUACACGCCGUCGCCUUCUCCGGUUCGUGAUGAUCUCACUCUCACGAAUGAGCUACGUGAGGAGAGUUUACACGGAUGAGACUAUUGGGGAAAUCCAAAACCUCUGACUAAUCGGGAGUUGACCCGGUCAAAGUGUCAAUCAGGACGAGUUUCGUUUUUAUCCGGUUAGGUUUCGUAUUGGUCUUAAACCGUAAUUUUUUACUACUUUCAUAACCGAACCGAGACCCUAUUGUGAAUUUGUAACAUAUCGAUGAAUGAAUUAGGCUUUGUUUUUUAAUUUUGUUUGGAACCCAACUUUCGGUAAUACUCAAUCAUUUGAUUUACAAAUAA
Messenger RNA from Raphanus sativus (radish), 1120 nucleotides. RefSeq lists its product as uncharacterized. The transcript has a single exon. The record is from RefSeq and is a predicted model, not a curated record. Bases 246 to 869 code for a protein of 207 amino acids. Lineage: Eukaryota; Viridiplantae; Streptophyta; Magnoliopsida; Brassicales; Brassicaceae.